Messenger RNA from Betta splendens (Siamese fighting fish), 4599 nucleotides. It is a transcript of the gene dnm3b, whose product is annotated as dynamin 3b. Lineage: Eukaryota; Metazoa; Chordata; Actinopteri; Anabantiformes; Osphronemidae. Gene Ontology annotation, cellular component: cytoplasm; membrane; microtubule. The record is from RefSeq and is a predicted model, not a curated record. Bases 457 to 2958 code for a protein of 833 amino acids. The transcript is spliced from 21 exons. Gene Ontology annotation, molecular function: GTP binding; GTPase activity; microtubule binding.
CGCAGCUCGGCAAUUACACCGCGGCGAAGAGGAGAGGACAAGGGGGGGGAGGAAAAAUGAUUAAUCUCUCAGCGGCGAAUUUGUGCUCGGGAUGAGAACGCGUUGACAUUCCGGCCGCCAUCACGAAGGCUGAAGGUGCAAUUAAUGCGAACGGGAUCGAGAUCAAGCCGAUGCACCGCCGUAGCAGGUGGCGCUUGUGUAAUCGUCCGCGCUCGUCUUUGCUGCCUGAUCUGCGCGUCGUUUCAGCACUGGACAGCGACCGGGACCGUCGGGCGCUGCGAACGCGGAGGGAAUCCUGAGGCGGGUCGGUGCGACCCUCGCUUGGCUCGGGGCAAUGAGCGGCUAGAUGACUUCACCAUCAACGAGCGCCGCCGUCUCCUGGACUAAUAAAGCAACGCCACAGCUCCCCUCCUCUUUCUUCAUUCGCUGAGCCCCCCCGCCCCGUCCCAAGGCACCAUGGGAAACCGGGGCAUGGAGGACCUGAUCCCGCUGGUCAACAAGCUGCAGGAUGCCUUCACCUCCAUCGGCCAGAGCUGCAACCUGGACCUGCCGCAGAUCGCGGUGGUCGGCGGCCAGAGCGCGGGGAAAAGCUCCGUGCUGGAAAACUUUGUAGGCAGGGACUUUCUGCCUCGUGGAUCUGGUAUCGUCACCCGCAGGCCCCUGGUUCUGCAGCUUAUCAACGCCUCGGCAGAAUGGGCGGAAUUCCUUCACUGCAAAGGGAAGAAGUUCACAGACUUCGACGAGGUUCGCCAGGAGAUCGAGGGGGAGACGGACCGCGUCACAGGGGCCAACAAAGGCAUAUCUCCCGUUCCCAUCAACCUGCGGGUUUACUCCCCUCAUGUGCUGAACCUGACUCUCAUCGACCUGCCCGGCAUCACCAAGGUGCCCGUUGGGGACCAGCCCGCAGACAUCGAGCAGCAGAUCCGGGACAUGAUCAUGCAGUUCAUCACCAGGGAGAGCUGCCUGAUCUUAGCCGUCACUCCCGCCAACACCGACCUGGCCAACUCCGAUGCCCUGAAGCUGGCGAAGGACGUGGACCCCCAGGGUCUGAGGACGAUCGGCGUGAUCACUAAGCUGGAUCUGAUGGACGAGGGCACGGACGCACGAGACGUGCUGGAGAACAAGCUGCUGCCGCUGCGAAGAGGUUACAUUGGCGUGGUGAAUCGCAGUCAGAAGGACAUCGACGGGAAGAAGGACAUCAAGAUGGCUCUGGAGGCAGAGAGGAAGUUCUUCCUGUCCCACCCGUCCUACAGGCACAUGGCCGAUAAGAUGGGCACCCCCCGGCUGCAGAGGGUGCUCAACCAGCAACUGACCAACCACAUCCGGGACACGCUGCCGGCGUUCCGCAGCAAGCUGCAGUCCCAGCUGCUGGCGCUGGACAAGGAGGCCGAGGAAUACCGGGGAUACCGACCCGAUGACCCGUCUCGCAAAACCAAGCAGCUGCUGCAGAUGGUGCAGCAGUUCUCGGUGGACUUCGAGAAGAGGAUCGAGGGCUCCGGGGACCAGGUGGACACGGUGGAGCUGUCCGGCGGGGCCAAGAUCAACCGCAUCUUCCACGAGCGCUUCCCCUUCGAGCUGGUCAAGAUGGAGUGCGACGAGAAGGAGAUGCGGCGCGAGAUCAGCUACGCCAUCAAGAACAUCCACGGUAUCAGGACUGGACUCUUCACCCCGGACAUGGCGUUCGAAGCCAUAGUGAAGAAGCAGAUCAUCAAGCUGAAGGAGCCUUGUGUGAAGUGUGUGGACAUGGUCAUCCAGGAGCUGAUCAACACCGUGCGCCAGUGCUCCAACAAGCUGGAGUGCUUCCCGAGGCUGCGCGAGGAAACAGAGAGGAUUGUAACGUCUCACAUCAGAGACAGAGAGAGUCGGGCCAAGGACCAGGUUCUUUUGUUGAUUGACAUCCAGCUGUCGUACAUCAACACCAACCACGAGGACUUCAUUGGCUUUGCAAACGCGCAGCAGAGGAGCAGUCAGACCAACAAGAGCCAGAGUUCAGCAGGAAACCAGGUCAUCCGUAAAGGCUGGCUGACCAUCAACAACAUCAGCAUCAUGAAGGGAGGAGCCAAGGAGUACUGGUUCGUGCUGACUGCGGAGAGUCUCUCAUGGUUCAAAGACGACGAGGAGAAGGAGAAGAAGUACAUGCUCCCGCUGGACAACCUGAAGGUCCGCGACGUGGAGAAGAGUUUCAUGUCCAGCAAACACAUAUUCUGCAUCUUCAACACAGAGUCAAGGAAUGUGUAUAAGGACAACCGCACGCUGGAGUUGGCCUGUGACUCUCAGGAUGAUGUGGACAGCUGGAAAUCUUCUCUCCUCCGAGCUGGAGUCUAUCCUGAAAAGACCAUUACGGUUGAGAGUGAGACGACCAGCACCUCAGACAACUUCUCCAUGGACCCUCAGCUGGAGCGUAAAGUGGAAACCAUCCGUAACCUGGUGGACUCCUACAUGGCUAUCGUGAACAAGUGCAUCCGCGACCUCAUACCUAAGACCGUCAUGCAUCUCAUGAUCGGCAAUGUCAAGGACUUCAUCAAUGCAGAGCUACUGGCCCAGCUGUAUUCUGCAGGAGACCAGAACGCCCUGAUGGACGAGUCCCAGGAGCAGGCUCAGAGGAGGGACGAGGUCCUGAGGACCCACCAGGCCCUGAAGGAGGCGCUGGCCAUCAUCGGCGAUAUCUCCACCUCCACCGUCACCGUUCCCCUGCCUCCGCCAGUGGACACAUCCUGGGUGGGAGGAGCGGGUGGUCGCAGGUCCCCUCCACCCAGCCCCACGGCCCCCAGAAGGAUGUCUUCAGGCCAGCGCCCGGCUCCCAGAGGGGCUCCACCGCCACCAAAUCGCCCAGGACCUCUGGGGCCUUUCAACAAUAGUGCAGAUAGCCCUCAGGCUCCCAGCCGCCCGAACCGGGCCCCUCCUAGCAUCCCAAGCCGGCGGCCCCCUCCCUCUCCUACAAGACAGGUCCCACCCUAAUCAUCUAAAGGGGGGUGCGUGCUUGUACCCUUAUCCCCCUCCCCUGACCUGCUCCAUCCCCCCCUCUCUUAGCCAUGGCUUCUGCUGUCCUGGUCUCUCCUUAGUGCAGACACUGAAGUCUCUGACACCCCCCCCCCCCUCAACUUCCUGCCAGGUGACGAUGUCCAUAUAUCUAUGUACAAUAUGGUACUUGUCUUGUGGUGUAUGUGUAUGUGUGCUUGCUGCUCGCCUGUGAUCCAGGUUUGCUUAGCAGAUCCACUACCAGUAUCAAUCCCUGGAACCUCUCUCCUACAAACCUCCCACCAGGCUAGCCACCACCACCCCACCCCCCCACUUGCUGCUUCUACAUGACAAUACGCUCAGCGGUCGUACUGCCCUACUCAUUCCAAAAUGCAGCAUGGCACAUAAGCUGCUUUUAUUGCAUGGGAGUAUGUGUAUGUAGAGUGUGUGUGUGUGCGUGGGUGUAUGUGUAAGGGGGUGGGACUAAUUUGCCUAUAUGUAGGCUGAGGUUGAUUUAGUAUGUAUUAAUUUACUCUGUAAUGCCCCCUAUAGUAAGUGUUAAUUAUCAGCUUAAUGUUCUCUUAGGAACAGAAGUUGUAUCAGUGUGUGUGAGUGUGUGUGUGUGUGUGUGUGUGUGUGUGUGUGUGUGUGUGUGUGUGUGUGUGUGUGUGUGUGUGUGUGCGCGCGCGCGCGCAUGUGAGAGGACACGUGUGCAUGAGCCGUCUGUCUGCACGUUUGUUGCUGUUUCAGUUGUGUUUGUUUUCAUGGUCAAAGCUGUUAAUGAUGAAUCAUUAAACCCUCCGGGGUAAAUUAAUUGUUGGACUUGUGUGAGUUGUUCCUGUGUUGUAGUAGCAGCCAUACACACAUAGCAAGGCUGAGGAGCACCUUCAAUAUUCUCUAUGGAAACAGCCUCAAUAAUGCAUUUAAUCUUGUCAUAGGUGUCCACCUGUGCUGUAUCAAUGGUCAAGUUGUGACCCAUGCAGCCUUAAGCUCAGAUUCAGAUGCUGGGGUGAGAUGGAACUUGACACACACAAAAAAAGUUAUUACCUAACAUGGUAAAAUGCAACCGCCACAGACAUUUAGCCUUUUUCUCAGGUUUGCAUCAUACAACUCCAUGCACGUCACACACUAGCCCUUAUUGUCUUUUCUCAUUUCUCCCAGAUUCUCCUCUCCUCCACAGCCAGAUAGUCAGCAUCUGCAUCAGAGCUUAAGGUGGUAUUGUCAGUGUAUCAAGUGCUUCUCUGUCCGUUUGUUAUUGUGUAUGUGGGCCCAAACUGUGUUCUGUUGUAUAUAGGUAAUGAUAAGGAGAUACUGUACCUGUGGACUAUGAAGAUCUCAUCAAAGAUCCUAGCGCUUUAAUUGUUCUCUAUGUCUCUAUUCACUAAAUGCUCUAUUCUCUCUCAUUUAGACUGCCUUACCGGCAUGGAUUACAAUUCUAUAUUGCCAAAGCUAAAUGUAAAAGAAGAGAAUUGUCGAAGUUGAAAAAAAAAGAAUCAGCUGAACAAGUAAACAACAAAAUGGCUCCAGCUGUAGUGAGAUGGUAUUAUUUAGCAGAGGGCAUAAUGUUAAACUGGGGGAAUUGCAUCAGUUGUUAUUUUUGGUGUCUCUGUAUCGCUCCUCAAUAAACUUCUUCCUCAUAAA